Fulvia fulva is the source of this 933-nucleotide messenger RNA. RefSeq lists its product as uncharacterized. Bases 1 to 933 code for a protein of 310 amino acids. Lineage: Eukaryota; Fungi; Ascomycota; Dothideomycetes; Mycosphaerellales; Mycosphaerellaceae. The record is from RefSeq and is a predicted model, not a curated record. The transcript has a single exon.
AUGUCACCCGAGAACAACUAUGACCCAUCAUACGCUGGCUCAAUUGACAAGAUACUGGUUGGUAACACAAGCAGCACCACUGGCAUUACCUUCAUACCUGGUUGGGGCUGCCAGGCAUCAGAUGUCCAGGCAUUGUUAGAUCACUUGUCGAAAGACAUCAAGGACUUCAAGGCUAUCGCUAUCAAUCUCCCUGAUCACGGACAGACUUCAACUCAACGAUGUCCCGAUCCGACUAUAUCUAACUUCGCCAACAUCCUAAUUUGCAUAUGCACCGAGCUAGGUCUUAAAGACAUCAUCUUGGUCGGUCACAGCAUGGGCGUCCGUAUCGCCGCUCAAGCCGCUCUCUUGUCUACCAAUAGCACUACGCCCACCAUCAAAGGCCUCGUCUGGAUCGACGGUAGCAAUUACACGCUAAAGACUACCGCAGCAUCAAACAUGGCAACCAUAAGCCCUGAGCAGCGAGCUACAGCUAAAGACAACAUCUUCCAGCAGAUGUUUUCAGAACGUACGCCAGAUUCAUUCAAAGCUUCUGCCAUCGCUCACGUCGCCCAGAUGGACAAGGCGUAUAGCGAGAGCUUAAUGAAGGACAUGAUCAGAUGGGACCGGGAGGAGAUGGAGAGAGUGUUUGUAAAACUUGGAGAGAUGGGAAUGCCGGUGUUGAAUUUGCAGAGUAGUGAGCCCGUGGGCAUGGAUCGUGUGCCGAUGCGGGAGGGACAGGUGUCGAGGUAUAGGUGCUGGGUUGGGGAGAAGAUGUCGGAGGGUUAUGGGUCGGUGUCGGGACGUGAGAGGGAGCGGGCAACGCCGCGUCUUAGGCAGGUUGCUGUUGUGGAUAGUGCGCACUUUCCGCAUGUCGAUCGGCCUGGGUUCGUUGCGGAGCAGAUCAGACAGUCUCUGGAAAGGCUUGGACCGCUGCGAGAUCAGGUUGAGGAGUGA